AUGGCAGCUACAGAAAUUGAUAUUGAUGAGGCUGAUGUUCUCGUACUUUCUCAGAGUCUUGAGAAAGUCAGUGAAUUGACUUUUCAAAUUAAAAAAUCUUUGAAUAGAAUAGGUGUUACCACUGAUCAGUCGAGUAAGUUGUUCUCUCCUAUUUUAUCCAGAAACAAUAUGUUGGCUACAAUGCAGAGAAAUAUAGAAAGUACGUUAAAUUCCGUAUCUUCGGUAAAAGAUUUGGCAAACGAAGCAUCUAAACAUGAAAUUGUAUUACAGAAGGGAAUAAAAGAGGUAGGAUUAAAACCAUACAUAAAGGCUAUUCACAAGUUGGAUGAUAUGUUGGAUGAUAUCAAGUCAAAUAAUUCAAAUCAAGAAAAGAAUGCCGAAUUUACUGGUAUUUUAACACACUUGGCAGAAUUGAUUAAGUCUAGUGAAGGCUCUUUAAAAAUAUAUUUCAUUGGUAUAUUAAAUAUGAUUAAGCCAUUUGAUCCUCAGAUAUAUAUGAAUAAAAAAAUGCCCUUCCCAUAUUUCGAGGAUGAACAUUUAUUAGAAUUGUCAAUAAUAUUGGAUUACUUUAAUAACUCUUCUGAAAAUUCAAAUAUCCAAGAUAUAUUUAUACAAGAAAGAACAGAAAUGAUUCUAAAAUGUAUGGCAUUCCUAGAACCUUUUGCAAAACAAGUGACAACUUCAGAAAAUGCACCUUACGAAAAGGGUAGUAGCGGCAUUCUAGGUUACACAGAGGCAUUGUUGGGUUUCAUUUCAAAUGAACAAUCUUUAGUAGAUGAUUUAUACGUCCAACAACCUGAUUUCAAGCCACAUAUUUUGUCAAGCAUCGUUAAGCCUCUGUUAAAUGCUUAUGUUAGACUAUUUAAUAUUAAUAUCAGUAUGAUAAAGAACAAUUUAGAGAAUGCUGGCGUCUUUAGUUUCGAACUGAUUGAUAGCAUAAACGAAGUAAAAAGAUCACUAAGAGGUAAUACAUUAAAAAAUUAUGAACCAAUAGAAGAAUGCUACAGAGUUGUAAGCAAAUUAACGCAAGAACCAUUCAGAAACAGUAUUCAAAGAAUUAUAUCGAAGACUAAAAAUAUAACUACCAUCCCAAGUGAUAAUGGUGUUACUGAGGCAACUGUUGACACAAUGUCACGUUUAAGAAAAUUCAGUGAAUACAAAUCGGGUUGUUUAAGUGCAAUUGCCACGAUGAAAAGAGAAAACUGGCUGCCACCUGAUUAUGUCGAGAAAGAAUUUACUCUAAAGGGUAAAUUGGUGAACAAUGAUCCUGCUUCCUUAUUUUCCUGUUUCUUAAGUGAUUGUAUAGACACUUUGAUAGUAAGCAUUGAACGUAGUGCUCAAAGGAUUCUGAUUCCAAAUAUUGAGCCUGACGUAGCCAAUCCAAAUAGUUCUAGAAAUACUCAGAAACCACGCAUUGGUUUCUUUAUUAUAAUGAAUCUUGUGUUAAUUGAACAAAUCGUCGAAAAAUCAGGUUUAAAUUCAUUGUUAGGUUCAGAUGGUCACACAAGAUUGGAAAAAUUAAAGAAACGUUAUAUCAACUACUUGGUAUCUGAUUGGAAGGAUCUAACUGCAAACUUAUUGGAUUCAGUCUUUGUUGAUAGUUCUGGUAAAAUUGCGUCAAAGGAUAAAGAUCAAAUUAAAGAAAAAUUCAGAAGAUUUAAUGAGGGUUUCGAAGAAUUAGUCUCUAAAUUUAAGCACUACAGACUAUCUGACCCUGCAUUAAAAUCUUUAUUAAAAUCAGAAAUCAUUGCAUUGGUAAUGCCAAUGUAUGAGCGUUUCUAUGGGAGAUAUAAGGACUCAUUUAAAAAUCCAAGAAAGCAUAUUAAAUAUACACCAUCUGAAUUAACAUCUGUCUUAAACCAACUUGGGAGAUAA
This is a messenger RNA of Vanderwaltozyma polyspora DSM 70294, 1875 nucleotides long. RefSeq names its product GTP-Rho binding exocyst subunit EXO70 (gene EXO70). Gene Ontology annotation, biological process: exocytosis. Gene Ontology annotation, cellular component: exocyst. The record is from RefSeq and is a predicted model, not a curated record. Bases 1 to 1875 code for a protein of 624 amino acids. The transcript has a single exon. Lineage: Eukaryota; Fungi; Ascomycota; Saccharomycetes; Saccharomycetales; Saccharomycetaceae. Gene Ontology annotation, molecular function: phosphatidylinositol-4,5-bisphosphate binding.